AAGGUAAUAAUAAUAUAAAAUACUGAACAAUUAAAGGCCCAAUAAGAAACAUCAUACAGGCCCAAUAAAUGUUUUUUUUUAUCAAACAUAAUGGUGGUUGACUGGUGUGGAGGUUGAAGCACAUGAGAGAGAGAGAGCGUCUAAUCAAAUUAAACACUUCAAGUUGGUAUGUACUUCUUCACUUGCCCAGUUGGUUCAAGACAACACAACACGUUCCUUUAUAAAAACAAAGCAACUCAUUUCCUCAAAGCUCAAUCACAUAACACCAUGGCUCAUCUUCAACCUCCUAACGUCAUCGAGACCACUCACAUCUCUCCCCCAAAAGGCACCGUUCCAUCCACCACUCUUCCUCUCACCUUCUUCGAUGCCCCAUGGCUCAAUCUACCACUCUCCGAGUUUCUCUUCUUCUUCUCUUACCAAAACUCAACUGAUUGUUUCCUCAAAGACAUUUUACCUAACCUCAAACAAUCACUCUCCAUUACCCUCAAACAUUUCUUCCCAUACGCCGGCAAACUAAUCAUCCCGCCUCGUCCCGAUCCUCCCUACUUACGCUACAAGGAUGGUGAAGACUCUCUUCUUCUCAUUGUUGCAGAGUCCACUGGAACAGCUGAUUUCAAUGAUUUGAAAGCCGAUUCUGCUAAAGAUAUCAGAGUGUUGCAUGGCGUCAUGCCAAAGUUACCUCCACCUCAUGUCUCUCCAGAAGGAAUUCUGAUGCGGCCAACGAGGGUGAUGCAAGUCACCAUCUUCCCUGGAGCCGGAAUCUGUAUAGGCAACUCAGCUACUCAUUUUGUAGCAGAUGGAGUCACCUUCAGUCAUUUCAUGAAGUAUUGGAUGACAUUGACCAAAUCCAAGGGCCAAGAUCCAGCUGCCACGCUUCUUCUACCCUCUCCGCCUGAUCACAGCUGCAGAAACAUGAUCAAGGACCCAGGCGAGGUAGCUAAAGGACACUUGGAGAGGUUUUGGAGUCAAAACUACAGCUCACAUGCCACGUCUGAGAACAUGGUCAGAGCUACUUUUACAAUGAGCCGUAAACAGAUAGAAAAUCUCAAGCAUUGGGUUACAGAGCAGUCUGAUUAUCAGUCUCCUGUUUCUACCUUCGUGGUGUAUCUAGCGUUCACUUGGGUGAGCUUGAUCAAGACGCUUAUUGAAGGAAGUGGAGAGGGAGACAAAGAUGAGGUCUUUCACUUGAUGAUUAAUGUGGAUUGCAGGAAUCGUCUCAAGUAUGCAGAAACAGAACCAAUACCACAAACAUACUUUGGCAACUGCAUAGCUCCUGGUAUCGUAUCAGUCAAGAAACGAGAUUUGCUAGGACAAAAAGACGUUUUGGCUGCUUCGAAUGCACUGACAGCGAGAAUCAGUGAUAUGUUAUCAAGUGAUCUAUUGAAAACAGCCCCAAGUUGGGGACAAGGAGUACGCAAAUGGGCAAUGUCACGCUUUCCAACAUCAAUAGCAGGAGCUCCAAAGCUGAGAAUGUAUGAUAUGGAUUUUGGGUUAGGAAAGCCCUGCAAAAUGGAUAUUGCACACAUAGAAACAGGAGGUUCAAUUGCAUUGGCAGAGUCCAGAGACGGCAGUAAUGGAGAGAAGUAAACAAUGGAUGGAUGCCUUUGCUACGAUUCUACAUGAGGGAAUCAAGAAAUUUGAAACAUAGCACAAUUCCCAUUCUUCUCCAACAACUUGUACCAAUCUUAAUUUCCCUUAAAUCAUAAUAUAUCAUUGCCAACCUUUCUCAUUUACAAGAAUGUGUAACGGCCAAAUAAAUCAACUUCUAUAAUCCACCAAAGCCGUUCGUUAACAAUGUAAUUUAUUUCCAAUCUCAUGAAUAAAGGCAGCAUUAAACUCGGACACAGCAAAACAAAAACACGGGCUAAUUUUGGAAGAAGAUGAUAAUGUAGUGAACUUGUUUAACUCCUAGUCUCAUGGUUAUUAAGAUAAGACGAAGCUGAUGAGAACACUUGAAGAUAUAUGAGUUUUUUCAGACUACAGGCACUAAGAAACAAGUGCAAGUGUAUAGUUUAAACUCAAAUAGAUUUCAGAAAUUAAAGAAAAACAAAAACGAUAAAGUAAUGAAGUGAAGUCUCAGUAAAACCCAAAGAAAUCAUAGAAAUUGCAGCUUCUGCCAAGGGGUUCUCCCUGAAAAACAGGGUCUCAGCUCCACUGCACCUCGUAAAGAUUGGAUUAUAUCAUCAUCGACAAAUCAAAGAUUUCGAAAACAAACACUUUGUAAAAGAAACACUAAUAAAGGCUCAGAUAUGAAUACAGCUUUUUCAAUCAAGAAUAAUCUGAAGCAGAACUGGCGUAUCAAGCUGUUACAAUUAAUCAUCACUGCCCAAAACAAAACUCAAAAAAACCAAAACUUUGGAGACGAGAAAACAAGAGAACUCCAAGGCUCAUAUUAAGAAAUUCAACCAUGUAUUUUACCGUAUAUGCUUCAUCGACCUAAAGAAGCAUCUCAGAAGCGCGGGUAAGUUUAUAAUCAUCGCCCAUUAACAAAACACUAAACAAGAACAUGGCUACCAUUAAAGAGAUAUAGCCGCUUUUUUGACACAGAAGAGCCUAAGGAAUAAGGCGAAUCUGCAACACAAACGGCCAAAAACAAAUCUAGCAGGAGCUUUGGGGCUUACUUCCUCAUCUCUUGUAAUCAGAUUAGCCCGGGAGGCUCCUGCUAACCAUAAUCUAUAUAUAUUUGUACAUAUAAAACCCUAAGCUAUUGAAGACGAAGAAGAAGUAGACAUAUCUAAAG
Messenger RNA from Camelina sativa (false flax), 2740 nucleotides. The record is from RefSeq and is a predicted model, not a curated record. NCBI's taxonomy places the organism in Eukaryota, Viridiplantae, Streptophyta, Magnoliopsida, Brassicales, Brassicaceae.